Messenger RNA from Paramisgurnus dabryanus, 834 nucleotides. RefSeq names its product intraflagellar transport 22 homolog (Chlamydomonas) (gene ift22). The record is from RefSeq and is a predicted model, not a curated record. NCBI's taxonomy places the organism in Eukaryota, Metazoa, Chordata, Actinopteri, Cypriniformes, Cobitidae.
UUGCUUGCUUGCUCGCUCGCUCGCUAGCUGGUUGGCCAACUGAGCUGCCUUUUCCCUCAAUGUUUGAAGAUGUUCAAGUUGAAAAUACUAUUGAUUGGGCCGAGCGAGUGUGGAAAAACAGCACUUGCUAAUUUUCUCUCCGAUACAACGGAAACAAUCGGGUCUGAAUAUAGCCCAACACAGGGCGUAAGGAUACUCGAGUUUGAAUCACAGAAUCUGUCUAAUGGCAACAAACAUUCAGCAUGUGAGGUGGAACUGUGGGAUUGUGGAGGAGAUUUCAAGUUUGAAUCCUGUUGGCCAGCUUUGAUGAAGGACUCCAAUGGGGUACUGAUAGUGUUUAACCCAGAUGUGCCCAGCCAUCUGAAGGAAAUAGAGACCUGGCAUUCUACAUUCAUCUCUUCCCAGGGGUUACUGGAGACCCAAUGUCUGUUAAUAGCGCACCAUAAACCAGGAAGUGGAGCGGGUACUGCUCGUCCAACAUUAGCCCCAAAACUGAGCAAACUGCCUCUCGUUCACUCAAACCUUGAGGAAGAUCCUGAAGUUGUCCGCCAAGAAUUCCACAAAUACUUGGGAAAUGUUCUGCGGAUGCUUUCAGAAAACCAAGAACGUGAAGAGAUGUCAAUUAUUACAUGAUUAGAUUUUUAUACUGAAUCUUAUAUCACGAAAUAUACACUUUAUACAUAAUGUGCAUCUGAAUUUUUAAUAUGGUUUGUGACGUUUCACUUUUUUCCUUUAGUUUCAAAGAUAAUACAGAAGUGUGCUCUGUAAGUUCUGAAGUUCUCUGAACUCUACUACAUGCAUAAAUUAACAAGUGCAAUAAGGCAUUAAUUAAUG